Molecule: messenger RNA, 999 nt
Organism: Exserohilum turcica Et28A
Lineage: Eukaryota; Fungi; Ascomycota; Dothideomycetes; Pleosporales; Pleosporaceae
Exons: 3
Coding region: 1-999 (332 amino acids)
Biological process (GO): DNA-templated transcription
Cellular component (GO): RNA polymerase II, core complex
Molecular function (GO): DNA-directed RNA polymerase activity; protein dimerization activity
Source: RefSeq, a predicted model, not a curated record
AUGGACUACGAUCCAGAUGGCGGCCAGAUAAACGUCCGCUUCCUCCAGGCGGACAAUCAGCGCGCACACUUCAUUGUCCAAAACUUUAACCUGGAAACCGCAAAUGCACUGCGCCGUGUUAUGCUCGCCGAGAUCCCGACCCUUGCCAUCGAUGUCGUUGAAGUGUUUGACAACACAUCGGUUCUUGCCGACGAGUUUGUGUGCCACCGCCUGGGUCUCAUCCCCUUGUGUUCAAAGGGCGUAGAUGACCUGCUGUAUUCGCGUGACUGCGACUGCGAAGGCUACUGCGACAACUGCAGCGUUGUCCUGACUCUCAACGCAAAAUGCACAGGCAGCGAGGUCAUGAAGGUGUAUGCGCGCGAUCUGGUCAUCGAGUCAAGGCCGCCAAAUGACGAGGUGGGACGACCAGUCAUUACCGACUCCGAGGGCACGGGCAGCUGCAUCGUGAAGCUACGCCGGGGCCAGGCCAUUAACAUGAAGUGCAUCGCGAAGAAGGGUAUUGCAAAGGAACACGCAAAAUGGGCGCCUAGUGCGGCCAUUGGGUUCGAGUACGACCCUGCGAACAAGCUGCACCAUUUGGACUACUGGCACGAGGAAGAUGCGGAGAAGGAGUGGCCCAAAGACGAAGCCCGUAUCAACCUCGACGGCGGCCCACCCAACCCCGAUGAGCCUUUCAACUACAACGCCGUGCCCACGCGCUUCUUCUACGACGUCGAGACAGUGGGUGGUAUUGAGCCUGAUCAGAUUGUCACAAAAGGAAUUUCACGAUUACAAAUCAAACUCGCCGAAGUCCUUAAAGAACUUUCUGGUGGCGUUGGAGACCCCGAGGAUUUUGGUGGCGCCCAAAGCCCCAUGCUGAACGGGGGAGGCUAUGGCGAUGCGGGAGGCUACACACCUGUAGGAGGCCCUGGAGGCUAUGGCGGCGCCAGCUCAUGGGGUGGCGCGGCGCAAGGCGGAACCACGCCAUAUGGUGCUACGCCUUAUGGCCAGGGCUGGUAG